This is a messenger RNA of Zea mays, 2484 nucleotides long. RefSeq lists its product as uncharacterized. The coding region runs from base 403 to 2241 and encodes 612 amino acids. The record is from RefSeq and is a predicted model, not a curated record. NCBI's taxonomy places the organism in Eukaryota, Viridiplantae, Streptophyta, Magnoliopsida, Poales, Poaceae. The transcript has 2 exons.
CUGGAUCGCAAAAAUGAAUCACCUGCUGCUCGCGCCGUCCAGGUGCUCCCGCCGAUAGGUUCGUCGGCUCCCUCCAUCCGCCGUGUCCUGCUGCCGCACCUCCCUGCUCCAGGCGCACAGGGUCGACACCUUCACCAGUGCCCCAGGCUCAGGCCGGUUCCUGCGUGGGAGGCGACGUGUCACGGCGGCGGCACCUGCUCAUGGCAGGGCGGAAGCACCCAGGAGAUGGAGGAACCUCCACGAUUCUUCAGCGAUAUUUUUGCAGAGAACCACGCCGAUCUGUCAUGGGAUCUCGACGGGUAAUAUUCUUGCCAUUUUCCCCUAGAGUUAAGGUAAUUGUAGGCUUGAUUUUGCAAAGGAAAUCAUACCCUAGUUCGUCCUGUUCAUAUUUGUGCCCCCUGUAUGUGUAGGAUGGAUCCUAAUUCGUCCUACAGGCUUGCUGUUCGAGUAGGCGCUUAUGUCAAAUUAACUGAUGAUGAUGGUCGUGAAUAUUGUAAGGCAUGCAACAUUCAAAAGAUUUUAGACAGGGAUAGCACAAACUGGAAUGAUUUGCUUCUUGAAAUUGCUACAGAAAUUAAGUUAGGCUCAAAACAAAAGUUGCGUGUCACCUAUUGGGAUAAUAUUAGUCGUAGCUAUGAAGAGAUUGCUUCUGACCAAAAAUUGCUUCAUGCAAUUGACAUGUAUUGGGAUAUAAGGAGGCUUUCAGUGCAAGUGGGUGUUAUAGGGAAAGAUGAUAAGGAUCACAUACGUGAUAUUGGCCGGCUGGAGAGCAUGCCUUGUGUUUUGCAGGGAAGUAGUGAUGCCCCAGCCAACCAAACUAUUGCACAACCUUCACUUGAAACUGACUCAUCUCUUGUAGAGCCACCAGUUCAUCAAAUUACGGAAGUGGCUUGGGUGGAUGAUGACCUAGAGUACGUUGGUCUGAAUGAUGAGGAUCUAAUUUCUGAUUCAUCGGAGUUUGAACCAGAUAGUGAUGUAGACUAUGCUGGUUCAGAGGAUGAAUUAGUUGUUCAGGAUGCAUUGGGUUGUGAGACAAUUAUCCAUGUAACUGACUUGGAGAAUCCGAAAAUAGAAGUUGGUGUAACUUUUGGGGAUGGUGAUACUUUCAAGAAAGCUAUUAGGCAAUAUGCAAUAAAAGGUGAAUAUGAAAUUGCAGCUCCAUAUUCUGAGGCAACAAGGUAUAGAGGCUAUUGCAAAGCUGAACAGUGCAAGUGGCGUAUACAUGCUUCACAAUUGCAGGAUGGAAGGACUUGGGAGAUAAAGAAGAUGCCUUUUGAACACACUUGUCAAAGCACAGGGAAAGUUGAGAAGAACUGCAUGGCAACAAAUCAUUGGGUCAAGGAUCGAGUUCUAGAUUGGCUUGCAAAGGACAAUAAGAUUGGAGCUAAAGAAUUAAAGAAAAGGCUAGAGGAGCAGUAUCAUCUGAAAUUGUCAUACUGGGUAGUUUGGGAUGGAAGAAAGAAGGCUUUGGAGCAACUCAAAGGGAAGUGGGAUGAUAGUUUUGAGUGUAUUUUCAGUUUCAAGACAGAGGUGGAGAAGACCAAUCCAGGCAGUUUGGUAGACAUUGAAUAUGAGAAAGUUGGGAAGAAAAUGAGGUUUAUUAGAAUGUUUGUUGCGCUAAAGUCAUGUGUGGAUGGAUUUUUAAAUGGUUGCAGGCCUUUCCUUGGUGUGGACUCUACUCAUUUGACUGGGAAAUGGAAGGGUCAACUUGCAUCUGCUACUGCUAUUGAUGGGAACAAUUGGAUGUUUCCAGUGUGUCAUGGUGUGUUUGGAUCAGAGACAACUGACAAUUGGGAAUGGUUUUUUAGUAGGCUUCAUCAAGCAAUUGGAUCACCUCCAGGCCUAGUGAUCUCAACUGAUGCAGGCAAAGGAAUUGAUUCAGCUGUUACUAAAGUGUUCAAAAAUGGGGUUGAGCAUAGAGAGUGCAUGAGACACUUAGUUGCAAACUUCCAAAAGCGAUUUCGAGGUGAAGUCUUUGAGAAGCACUUGUGGCCAGCAUGUAGAGCUUAUCAAAAACACAGGUUUGAAGAGCACUACAAUCUAAUGUAUGAAGCAUGUCCUGAAGCCAUGAAGUGGAUACAUAAUACUCAUAAUCACCUGUGGACACGACACUUCCAAAAAAGGUUGCUGGAAUUUGAAGCCUCCAUAGAGCCUGUUACCUGUGCAGCACUAUCUCCUGUAGGCUUCUUGGAGAAGGGAAAGGCAAAGAAGUUGAAGGUUGUCAGGUCUAAGAAAGAGUAGAGAGUGUCAGAUCAGUACCAUGUAUAGUUUUGGUAGCAUCAAGAUGCCAGAUGUGGCUUGAAUCUGUGAUUUCCUUUUGUUGAACCUGUUGAAGGACAGGGGUAUAUAUGUCUUUUAUAAAUGUAUUGAUACCUGUUUGAUGAGAAUAUGUUAUAAUAUGUGUUAUAGUGUCCAGCACCAAAUUGCCAUAGAGUAAUAAUGUGUUCUGUCAAAGACAUGUUUCUUUAGUGUGUUGUGGCAAAG